GUGAGCUGGCACCAGCGUCUCUCUGCCUCCUGCUCUCCUCUUGGGAACCAAGCACCAUGCAGGACGCACCCCGAAGGCUGUUGGCCAUGCCCUUCCUCAGUGCUUUCUUCCAGGGCCGCCGCCACUCCACCUCCGAGCCCGUGUUGCAGCGGCAGCAGGACCGGAGUGGCUCCACAGCCAAGAUACUGUCAUCUUCCUCCCUCCAGGUUAUGGUGGCCGUGGUCGCCAUCCAAAGCGCAGAGAGAAACCCAACUUGCCCCGAGAGAAAAAGACAUUCGGGUCGCCCGGCACCAAAGUAUACAAAAGUAGGAGAGCGUUUACGACAUGUCAUUCCUGGACACAUGGCCUGCUCCAUGGCGUGUGGUGGCAGAGCCUGUAAGUAUGAAAAUCCAAGCCGCUGGAGUGAGCAGGACCAGGCCAUCAAGGGACUCUACUCGUCCUGGGUGACUGAUAAUAUUUUGGCCAUGGCACGCCCAUCCACUGAGCUUCUGGAGAAGUAUUGCAUUAUCAAACAGUUUCAAAGUCAUGACAUCAAAACAGUAAUCAACCUGCAACGCCCUGGUGAGCAUGCCAGCUGUGGAAAUCCCCUAGAACAGGAAAGUGGCUUCACCUACCUUCCUGAGGCUUUUAUGGAGGCUGGAAUUUAUUUCUACAAUUUUGGAUGGAAGGAUUAUGGUGUGGCAUCUCUUACCACCAUCUUAGAUAUGGUGAAAGUUAUGACAUUUGCCUUACAAGAAGGAAAAGUUGCUAUCCAUUGUCACGCAGGACUCGGUCGAACAGGUGUUUUAAUAGCAUGUUAUUUAGUCUUUGCAACAAGAAUGACUGCUGACCAAGCGAUCAUAUUUGUUCGUGCAAAGCGACCUAACUCCAUACAAACUCGAGGACAGCUACUGUGUAUUCGGGAGUUUACUCAGUUCCUGAUUCCUCUUCGCAAUAUUUUCUCCUGCUGUGAUCCCAAAGCACAUGCUGUCACCUUGGCACAGUACCUCAUUCGCCAGCGGCAUCUACUGCAUGGCUAUGAGGCAAGACUUCUGAAGCAUGUGCCCAAAAUUAUCCACCUCAUUUGUAAGUUGCUCCUGGACUUAGCUGAGAACAGACCAGUGGUGACAGAAGAAGUGGUGUCAGCACCUGACCUCUCUGCUGAAAUUGAAAAGACGGUGUCUGAGAUGGUCACAAUGCACCAGGAUAAGGAGCUGCUGUGGCACAGUAGUGACACGUCUGACUCCUGCACCCCAUCCCUGGUGACAGCAAAUGGUGAAACUCAGGAUAUGAUUCUUUCUAGUGAGCAAGAGUUUGACCCUCUUUGGAAGAGGCGGAACGUUGAGUGCCUUCAGCCCCUGGCUUGUCUGAAGAGGCGGCUCAGCUACAGUGACUCAGAUUUGAAGAGGGCUGAGUGGCUUCAGGAGCAAGGGGCCACUCCACAGACAGUACCUGCCCAGCCCUUGCUUGACUCCAACUCCUGGCAGCAGAAAGCCCUAAGCCACUGUUGCACCCCACAGUCACCUCACGUAGACUUAUGUAAGGAAACAUUGGUCCAUAAUACGUUUUCUUUCUGGAAUCAGGCCAGAUUUGGAGGCCUAGAAGGACUCAAAAAUGACAACUCGCCAGUUUCCCAUAGGAAGAAUAUUCCAAAGGAAGUUCAGCGGAGUAGAACCUUCUCUUCAGGUGUUUCAUGUUUAUUGAAAACUGGGGAACCUAACUUUGCAGAUUUUCAAAAUGAGCCAAAAUGUUCUCACCAGCAAGUGCUCCCUGGCCAAUAUGAAGCUCAUGGAAGAACCCCUGGCUCUGCUUCAGAGGACAGUAAGAUUCAUGACAUCACUGUGGACUCUGGCUCCAGGUCCAAAGCACAGUCCUUGGUGGAACCUGGAAGACAGGGAAGCAAAGAUUUGUCUGAAGGUACUUCCCAGCCGACUUUGUGGUCAGAAUUGAGUGUCGAUGCAAGGAGGAUACUCAUAGCCAAAGCUCUGGCAAAUUUAAACGAGUUUGCAGAAAAGGAGGAAGUGAGAAGAAAGGUCGAGAUGUGGCAGAAAGAACUAAAUUCCCAAGAUGGAGCUUGGGAAAGAAUCUGUGGUGAAAAGGAUCCUUUCAUCCUCUGCAGUUUGAUGUGGUCUUGGAUAGAACAGCUGAAGGAGCCUGUGAUAACCAAAGAGGACUUGGACAUGCUGGUUGGUGCACGCACAGAGGCUGGAGAGGCGCUGUUUUUGUUGGAGAAGGGCCAGCAUCAGACUAUUCUUUGUGUGCUACACUGCAUUGUGAACCUGAGGACACUCCCAUCAGAGGUGGAGGAAGCAGUCUUGGCCCACACCAUCAAAGCUUUCACCAAGGUUAAUUUGGACUCUGAAAAUGGACCAAUAGUUUACAAUACCCUGAAGAAAAUAUUUAAGCACACACUGGAAGAAAAAAGAAAAAUGACAAAAGACAGUCCCAUGCCUGGCAUUUAGUGUCACUGCCUCCUCGAAGUGAUGUGUUCAUACUUGGAGGUGACAGCAUGUCUGCUCACUGGCCAGCAAGUCUGCAGCAAAUGCGUCAUAUAGCACUUUAUUUCAGAUACUCUUGGUUUGUAUCAGAAUGCUCAUUCCUCCUGAAGUCAUUAUUUAUUUAAAUAAUCUCUUUAAGCUUUCUUCUUGUUGAAAUUGCCCAUGAAGUUGUUGCCGCAUUUGUUUAUUUAAUUGAAUUAAUAUUGUAUUAUUAUUUCAAGUGUGCGGUAUUUACAUCACUAUUCUUCUUUGCCAUGUUGGAAAAAAGUUGUAACUCUUCUUUCCAAACAGCUAUUUUGUUGACCAAAACUUCUCCUGGAAUUUUGUUAAUAGGUCAUUUUAGUAGUAAAUCCUUACAGUGUAUCCAUCCAUCCUGUGAUCCAAGAAUGAAGGAAGUCACCAAGUGUCUUAAACUAUUUUAUAUUUCUUACUUGGAAAGCUCUUGGUCAAUUUUAAAAGGAAAUGGGUUGGGGGAGGGGAUAGUUGCUAUUAUUGUUUUUAUAACUAUUGCAAAGGUAUUCCAAAUGUAUUUGCAUUUUUAUGAGUGAUUUCCUUUUGUGUUCAAGGCUCCUGUGGGGAGUGAUUCGGAUUAGCUUACCCGAACUAUGGUGGGAAAGAACAUGCCACUCUUAGACUAUGGAAAGAACUUGCCUCCUGCUGUCCCUGUGGGAGGUGGAAGCAUUCUGAGCUCAUCUCCCACUCCCAAGUGAGCCAACCAACAGUUUCCUCUUAGCGGAAGUGGGAGCAUUGCAAAGCAGUGUGGGAAGCUGCCAGGAGGGUAGGCCACAGGAUGGACUGGCUUGUGGGCAGCAUGUCUUCAGCCACAGCUACACCCAGAGGCAGCUCUGCACUGUGGCCAGUGCUAUGGAAUAGUCCAACUCACACAUCUUCAACCACAGUCAAUCCCCAGAGCAAGGGUCCUGUUUGGGGGGCUGUUUUUUACUGUGAGAAAAAGAUUUUCAAUUUGAUAAGACCAUGCAGGUUGCAUGCACUUGACAGACUUUGGAUGAAAAGUAAUUGCCUUUAUGAAUUUUUGGUAGACCAAGCAUCAAUCAGCAUUUGAAGCCAUAAAUAUUUUUAAAUUAAUUUCUAGAAGAAUUGAUGAGAGCUGAUGCCCCAAAGGCAUUAGUUUUAUUACAGAAGCUAAUUGUUUUUUCUUCAAUAAAAAUGAUAUCAGACCAUGUUCAAACAAACAAAAAUAAUUACUUGCUUAAUCUUAAUGACAGACUUUCAAGGGACACCAGACAAAUUUAUAACAAAUGAAAUUUCUCAAUGUUUCUGAAUCAAGCUACUGCGCCUUAAAAUUAAUCAUCAUCACUCCUACUUUGUUGGGAAAUGCUAAAUUCUGUUUUCUCCCACACUGAAUAUUCUCAGGAAGUCAAAUAUAGUGAAUUUUAAUUAACUUUGUUGCUCAUUGUCAAAAUUUUUUUUUCAAGUGCUUAUUCUGGAGAAAACAGUUUUAUUCAUAAGUGCAUUGUCUAGAUAAGUAUCCAUAUAGACAUCCAUCUGUAUGAAAAUAUACUUUGCAAGAAAAAAGACAUCUGCACUCAUCUUAGCCAGUCCAACAUUGGCAAGUAACACAGUAGCUCCUUGGCAAGUGACUAUUGGCCUGUGAGUCUAAACCAGUGGUUCCCAAUGAGAUGACAACUAGAUAACCUGAGCAUAACUAUUGUGGUACUUGUCUAACCUCCUUGAUAGAACAGUGGUGUAACCCAAAGAGAGAUUGUGAUAAAAAUGAAUCAGGAAGUGUAUGAGCAUUGGAAUAAAUGAGAACAAGCUUGA
Molecule: messenger RNA, 4259 nt
Organism: Suncus etruscus (white-toothed pygmy shrew)
Lineage: Eukaryota; Metazoa; Chordata; Mammalia; Eulipotyphla; Soricidae
Gene: PTPDC1
Product: protein tyrosine phosphatase domain containing 1
Exons: 9
Coding region: 57-2441 (794 amino acids)
Biological process (GO): cilium assembly; protein dephosphorylation
Molecular function (GO): protein tyrosine/serine/threonine phosphatase activity
Source: RefSeq, a predicted model, not a curated record